This is a messenger RNA of Acanthaster planci (crown-of-thorns starfish), 3026 nucleotides long. RefSeq names its product mannan-binding lectin serine protease 1-like. Lineage: Eukaryota; Metazoa; Echinodermata; Asteroidea; Valvatida; Acanthasteridae. Gene Ontology annotation, biological process: complement activation; proteolysis. The record is from RefSeq and is a predicted model, not a curated record. Gene Ontology annotation, molecular function: serine-type endopeptidase activity; calcium ion binding. Gene Ontology annotation, cellular component: extracellular region.
AACAUGCCCGCUUGAAGCUUAAAGGUCACUCACACAACACCAGUGAAAGUCCAAUGGGGGAAAUGACACCAAUUCACCCGCGACCCUAAAGCCGGAACAUUCGCCUGUUAAAACCAAACAACAACCACGAUUUGUGAUUUAUGCCGUCGUAAUUUACCAAGUGUUUAGAUUCGGUGAACCCUGGUGGGUGUUGUAAAGCAGUAGUUUGUUUAGAGAGCAAGGAUUGCAAUGGCAAACAUGGCUGCAGCAAGCGAAGGAUGUCCACUUUUUAGGUGGCUGCCGAUCACUGUGUUUCUGAUGGCUCUGUCCGUGCAUGCGUGUCAGGCCUCGACCAUACAUCUCUCCGGGAUGCACGGUAUGAUCGCCUCACCGGGCCACCCCACCCCCUACGAGGACGACCUAGAUGUGGAGUGGUUGAUAAGCGUACCUGACGGGUACCGCGUCAGGCUGUAUAUGACCGCGUUUGACCUUGAACCCGGGUCAAUUGGGUGCGAUCACGAUUACGUCAUGGUUUCGUCUGGCAAUGAUACGUUCGGGACGUUCUGCGGUCGUUCCGGUUCACGUGAUUCCCCAGGUGAUCAAUCCCUGACGUCACAGUCCGGCGAGAUGCAAGUUCUGUUCCACUCGGACUAUUCCAACGAGCAUCGCUACACGGGCUUCAGGGCACACUAUGUGGCAGACGACAUUAACGAGUGUGAGGAAAUUAGUGGUGUCUGUGACCAUUUCUGCCACAACUACCUGGGUGGGUACUACUGCUCUUGCGAGUUUGGCUACUCACUUCACGAGGACCAGACAUCGUGCCAAGUGCACUGCUCUGGAAUUUUGCUGCAGGCAGCGUCAGGGGAGGUUACGUCGCCUGGAUACCCUUUGGCCUACCCACGGCGCUCCGAAUGUGACUGGCUUAUUCGAGCUGAGCCGGGUUAUGUCAUCAAUUUGAACUUCGAGGACUUCGAUGUGGAAGAUCACCCAGAUGUCAGAUGUCCGUAUGACGCAUUGACAAUCAUCCAGGAUGACCAGGAACUUGGGCCGUUCUGUGGACGAAGAAGGUCCGAGUGGCCGGAGGAAAUGAGAGCCGACAGGCAGAUCAGGAUCUCCUUCGUGUCGGACGAGUCGGGGAAUAAUCGUGGUUUCCGUGCACGGUACAACUUCACAGGUAAACCGUGUGUGGCCCUUGUGGCACCUUCCAAUGGUUACGUCUCCGUCCCCAGCGCCACGGUUGGCAACACAGCUGAGUAUAGUUGCGAGGAGGGCUUCAGAGUGGCGGGACCUGCUGAACGUGCAUGCCUGCCGUCCGGGGAAUGGUCCGGUAAUGAACCGCAAUGCGAAGUGGUCACCUGUGCACAACCAGGGGGGAUUGCCAAUGGCGAGGUCGUUGUGAAUGAUGAAUCGCUGGAGUACGGCAUAUCAGCGGUGUACACGUGCGACCCACUGUACGAGAUAAGAGGGUUGGAUACACGGUCGUGCAGGGCAGAUGGACAGUGGUCUGGUGAAUCACCGGUGUGCGUCCCGAUCUGUGGCGUCAGCAGCAUUCGGCCUCGUAAGCCUCCCAAUUCCCGGAUCGUUGGCGGUCGGGAGGCUCGGACGUGGUCCUGGCCGUGGGCCGCGCAUGUCGUCGUCAGGGCGCCAAACUUUGGCAUCGAAUACCGGCCUUGCGGCGGUUCGCUGAUCAGCAGGAACUGGGUGCUGACUGCGGCCCACUGCGUGACUGUCAAGGCAAGACCAGAGAUCUUCGGUCAGAUCGUGCCGGCUGACACGACGUUGGUUACCCUUGGCGUCCACGACAUCACAGAUAGUAGUGGAGGAGUGAGAGAGGUAUCAGAAAUCGUCAGGGCACCCUCCUACGAUGCUAGAAGUUUUGACGCCGAUGUCGCCUUACUCCGUCUCGCGGAACCGGUGACGCUGACGGACCGUAUUCGGCCCAUCUGUGUCCCAACUGCGGACACCUUUGUCGCCGACAGUGAUUAUUCCCUUUACGAAGUGGAAGAAAUCCCUGACUUGGAAGGCGUAGCCAUUGGAUGGGGUCAAACUGGACGAGACCAGCCCUGGUCCAACGUUCUAAUGGAAGUCUACCUUCCUAUCAUUAGUCGCUCCCAGUGUGAGGAUGCCAUAUUGAGCGGGCUCACUGACAACAUGGUGUGUGCAGGAUCUUCGGCCGGAGGCCGAGACACGUGUUUUGGUGACAGCGGUGGCCCCUUGAUGCUGAAGGAGGCAACCACUGGGAGAUACUUUGCCUUUGGCCUGGUUUCGUGGGGAGAGGGCAACCAGUGUGCUCAGGCUGGGCAGUACGGGGUGUACGCCAAGGUUGGUAACUUUGAAAACUGGAUUCGGGAGACUGCCCAAAUUUGAAGGCAGAUAAGAAAGUGCUUCUAUACGCUUCGAGUAAAUGUUCUAUUGCUUUUCCUUUAUUUACCCGAUAAAUGCUGAAUAUUAGCGUUAUUGUACCCUUGCAUCCAUACAAGCAGACUUAUGAGUGGAGUAAUGCAAAGUGUUGUUUCCCAAAUCCCAAUAACGCAGUCACAAAUGCCAAUGUAAAUUCAUAGUUUAAGGUUUCAAAAACAGAGUGCAAAGUGUCCGUGUUGAAUGGGCGUUCUCUGUUGCAGAAAACAAUAGUAAUGCUAUUCUGGAAGUGUAGGCUAGAAGCAAGUUUUAAAACACAAUUCCCAUGGUUCAAAAAUUAAACAAAUUGCAUGCUUAUGAAUGUAGGCUUCAUUACCAGGUGUAAUUAUUAGGUGUAGUAUUUGACUAACUUUUGCCACAUGCUAUUUCAUAGAGGUUAAAACGAAAUUGAGUACCAGGAUCAACUUUGAAUUAUUUGGGAAUGGAAUAUACAUAUACAGCAAACAAAGAGGAGAUUAGAAGGGGCACCAGAAGGCUGAAUUUUUAGUUUGAAAAAUCUUCUUCAAUUCCAAGCUGCUUUUUUCCCGUAAAUUAGUUGCUCCUGUUAAAUAGCAAACAAGAAUAAUUGCCAAACAGGCCAAUGAAGCAAGAAUAAACCGACUACAAAAACAGUUUCCAGGAUACAUAAA